This is a messenger RNA of Sinocyclocheilus rhinocerous, 1366 nucleotides long. RefSeq lists its product as uncharacterized. Gene Ontology annotation, cellular component: extracellular region; membrane. Gene Ontology annotation, biological process: lipid transport; lipoprotein metabolic process. The coding region runs from base 86 to 1366 and encodes 426 amino acids. Gene Ontology annotation, molecular function: lipid binding. The transcript has 4 exons. NCBI's taxonomy places the organism in Eukaryota, Metazoa, Chordata, Actinopteri, Cypriniformes, Cyprinidae. The record is from RefSeq and is a predicted model, not a curated record.
CACUCUGGAUUUUACUGUGUAUUUCUUUAAAUGACAUACAGGGCACAAUCUGUUUGUAUUUCUUCCUUUCACAGUUUUUGCUCCAAUGGCAGAAGCAGACGAGUUGUGCGAUUUGCUGUUUUUAUGGCUGAAAAAGAGAAAGCAGUGUACAGAGAAGCUGUUGGCUUUGGCGGAGGAGUUGGAGAAUGUACAUGAAAAAAGUACCGUUUCUCAAGUGGUCGGAUCUGCCACAUCCGUGAUUGCAUUGUCUACAGCAGGAGUCGUCACUUUCCUGACAGGAGGCCUGGCCACCCCUCUUCUGGUUGCCACAACUGUGGGGACGAUAGCGGGCGCUGCAGUCGACAUCGCUUCCACAGCAAUAGAGGCAAUCAUCUCCGGCAGUACCAUGAACGAAGCUAAAAAUAUCAUCCAAGAAGAUGAGAAGAUUGGAGAGAACAUUCAGGAGGCAAUAGAAAAUCUGAAGAAGAAAUGUGGAGCGCAACAAAACGGCGUUCAUGGAUCUACAGAUGCAGGUUGUGAGGUGGCCACUCAAAUUAUGGGGGCACUGGCCAGACGAAAUAACGUAGAUGUACCUCUGGACUUUCUCAGAACAUUCGUCAGGUCCACAUUCUCUCAGAAUUUAGGUGGACUGCAUGCUGCUGCUGCUGCUGUUCCCCAAAUGUUGAUUUUAUCUGCUGUAACAUUAUGUUUUCAACUGGGCAUCGAAAGCUUCGAGAAAGGUUUGCAGGCCGGUGCCAAAGGACUGGGCAAGAGCGCUGCAUCCACUAGUGCGAAAGCUGCUACUAAAGCAGGUUUUAAGUUACUUGGCGUGAUUGGUUUUGGCAUCUCUCUGUACAGCUUGAUUUCGAGUUGUGAAGAAAUGCUAAAGAGCAAUCAGGGCACAAAGGCCAGCCAGGCUCUACGAGAUGCAGCCAGGGAAAUACGAGAAGCCAGGAGAAACCUAGAAGAACAACUGGAUGCAAUGAACGAAAUCACAAAAAAAAUGUGGGAAAUGAAAAAUCUAAUCAAGAACUUGCGGAAAUAUUCUCUUAGCAUGACUGAGAUUGGACAGAAAAUCAUUAAUUACGUCAUUCAAUCAUGGACGGAUGAUGCGGUCGUUUCCUGGCUGAAGACGUUACCUCAUCAGAUUCAGUUUGUAAACCUUCUUUAUUUUUUUACUGAGAGGUUGAAUCAGCUUCCAGAUCGUCUGAAAAAGAACCGUGGAGGUCACAUAGACAUUGUGAUUGUGGCUCAUGGUGAAAUCACGAACGGGCUCAUGCCAGCAAGUCUCCUGAUGCCUACUCCUACCAUUAUUGACACCGUUCUCUACUCUCCGUGGAACUGCCUAAUUGAUGCCUAUGCUGCAUGUGAGAUUCUACCGACAUAA